Molecule: messenger RNA, 1293 nt
Organism: Fraxinus pennsylvanica
Lineage: Eukaryota; Viridiplantae; Streptophyta; Magnoliopsida; Lamiales; Oleaceae
Source: the annotation of a GenBank genome assembly
AUGGCCAUUGACCGCAUGAAACGCCUUCCGGCUGACGAUCCACGAAAUUUCAUGCAUCAAGCUAAUAUUCAUUGUGCUUAUUGCAAUGGUGCUUAUGAUCAACCUGGUCAGGGAACGUUGGACCUUCAAGUACACAACUCCUGGCUUUUCUUUCCUUUCCACAGGUGGUACCUGUAUUUCUAUGAAAGAAUCUUGGGCAAACUGAUUGGUGACCCAACUUUUGCUCUACCAUUCUGGAACUGGGAUAAUCCUAAAGGCAUGACAAUGCCACCCAUGUUUGUGGAUUCUAAAUCAGCUUUGUAUGAUGAGAAGCGUAACCAAUCCAAUUUGCCCCCUGCUGUCAUCGACCUAGGCAUGACUGGAAAUACGGACCCUCUGCAGGUGGUGACCAACAACCUUACAAUAAUGUACUCUGAAAUGAUUCGUGGAAACAAGACUGCUGAGGACUUCAUGGGCAAACCUUACAGAGAAGGAACUGAGCCCAAUCCAGGCCCCGGUUCAUCUGAGCGUGGUUCACACACUGCCGUGCAUGUCUGGGUAGGAGACCCAAGACAACCCAGUUCAGAGAAUUUGGGUAACUUCUACUCUGCUGGGAGAGACCCACUUUUCUAUUGUCAUCACGCAAAUGUUGAUCGAAUGUGGACAUUAUGGCAAUACUUUUUGCCAAGCAAUAAAGUACCAGACAAGAAAAUCACAGACCCAGAUUUCUUAAACGCUGAAUUAUUGUUCUACGACGAAAAUUCAAAGCUACUUGUACGCGUGACAGUGAAGGACUCCUUGGACAAUCUGAGAAUGGGAUAUGAUUUUGAAAGAGUUGAUCUUCCAUGGCUGGAUUACAGGCCACCCCCGCAGACUGCAAGAGCCAGAUUGAUUAAAACUACUUCUGAUGCACCAUUGGCAAGCACCGUAUUCCCUGUCGUCUUGGACAAAAUUAUCCGAGUUCAGGUUCCUAAAGCGAAGAAGGGUAAAGCUGAUGAACUGCUGGUGCUUGAAAACAUUGAAGUUGACACUACAAAAUUCCUUAAGGUUGAUGUGUUUGUGAAUGAUGAAGAUGAUAACGUCAAUGAAUUGGACAAGGCGUCUUAUGCAGGAACCUAUGCGCAAGUGCCGCAUAAAACUACUAAGAAGUCGAACAAGACUUCUAUCAGGUUGAAACUCACCGAUCUUUACGAUGACAUGGAUAUUGAUGACGAUGACACAAUUCUGGUGACAUUGGUGCCAAGACAUCAAGGGGGUGGUAUUACCAUUGGUGGUAUCAAGAUCAUUGAAGCUCCUGCAACAACAUCGAGCUGA